Engraulis encrasicolus (European anchovy) is the source of this 2352-nucleotide messenger RNA. It is a transcript of the gene pgap2, whose product is annotated as post-GPI attachment to proteins 2. Gene Ontology annotation, cellular component: endoplasmic reticulum membrane; Golgi membrane. The record is from RefSeq and is a predicted model, not a curated record. Gene Ontology annotation, biological process: GPI anchor biosynthetic process. The transcript is spliced from 2 exons. NCBI's taxonomy places the organism in Eukaryota, Metazoa, Chordata, Actinopteri, Clupeiformes, Engraulidae. Bases 421 to 1167 code for a protein of 248 amino acids.
CUGUCUAUGAGGAAGAGCCGUGUAUGUCUGUGUUGAGAUUUAUGUAAUUCAUCCAGUAAACUGUUGCUUUUCUUACAUAAUAUUUACGAAUAUUUCAGGGGUUCAUACGCCUUUUUAACUAACGAGGAUCUUGUACCAUCGAUUUCAGCAGCAACUUUGGCUUAAAUCAGUCUGUAAACUCUUCAGGCUAACGGAAUCCGUCAGCAUUUGGAGGCUAACUUUAGCUAUCAACUUCAUCAACAGAAGACCACCUGGAAUGCCGAUCAUCAACUGGCUAAGAUGACAGACCAGGAGCCGCUGCCCACAGGACCCGCUCACAGUAAAAAGAGACUCCAUGAUUCUUGAUCAGUGACGCGUGACGUCACUGACGUGUCCUGAGUGAGUGACUGACUCGGGUGUCUGAAGAGCAGUGCAGUGAGGAUGAUCGGGCUGGACCGAGACCGGCCGCUGAUCCGGCUGCAGUUCACCCACUUUGCGGUGGGCACGGUCUGCCUGCCCCUCUGCGGCCUGCUGGCGUGCGUGGUCGCCUCCAUGUACUCGCACUUCAGCGAGGCCACCUACACACACUGCCAGGUGCCCAACUACCUGCCCUCCAUCAGCGCCGCCAUCAGCCUGACGCCGGAGCGCUACAUCUGGCGCUUCUGCGUGGGGCUGCACUCGGCGCCGCGCUUCCUGAUAGCGUUCGCCUACUUCUCCUUCUACCGGGGCCACUUCGGAGGCCGGCCGGUGGAGCAGCUGCUCAGCGGCCUGACGCUGCUGGCCUCGCUGGUGGAGAACUCGGGCCUGCUGCUGCUCACCUACGUGGCCUCCACCGAGACCUACGACCUCCACAAGUACGGCUUCAUCACCUUCAUCGCCAGCUCCCUCGUGCACAUGCUCCUCACGUGCCGCCUGUGGCAGGUCAUCACGCGCUACUCGGGCGUGGAGGAGAGGAAGUCCUACCGCUGGAAGGUGCGCCUCUUCCUCUUCAACAUCGCCUUCUGCCUGUGCGCCGGCUACUUCUUCCGUCGUCACAACAAGUUCUGCGAGACGGGCGUCUACACGCUGUUUGCCUUCUGCGAGUACCUGGUGGUGCUGUCCAACAUGGCCUUCCACAUGACCACCUACUGGGACUUUGGCAACAAGGAGGUGAUGGUGGCCGUGCCCCCUGAGGGGAAGCGCUUCUGAUUGGCUCAGCCACCGGAGGGAAAGUGGUUAUGAUUGGCUGAGCGACCUGAGGGAAAGCUUCUCUGAUUGGGCAAUCGGCAAAGUGCUGAAUCUGAUUGGCUAAAGACUAGGGCAUGGCCAUGCCACAUGAGGGAGAGUGCUUUUGAUUGGCUGAGCCACCUGAGGGAAACCACUUCUUAUUGAGUCACUAUUACCAUGCCACCCAAGGGAAACGGCCUCCGAUGGGGUAAUGUUGGCCAUGUCCCAUGAGAAAAAAGUGCUGAAAAUUGGCUGAAAUGUAGGGCAUAUCCCGUGAGGGAGAGUACUUCUGAUUGGCACAAGAUGAGGUCCCUGUUUGCCUGCUUACUUUGUAGUGCACCAUGCAGUGUGCCUGUCACAUCGGCUCAGUCAGUCACUACAUCUCAUAGGGAACAAGGGACCAUCUUGGACUCAGUCCAGAUACUGUAAGCAAAAUUGGGACAUCAAAAGCUAAAUUGUGGCUCUCUGAGUUGCCCAUUCUGAGGAUCUACAUCAGAACUAUGUCAUAGUAUACUCUGAGAUACGCUCCAUUUGUGCCAUGUGGAAAUAGGCAAAUGUUAAUGCUGUGGUCAAGUCGUUUCACCAUGAAGUGUGUUUUGUGCCAAGUGCCAUGCUAGCUAUAUACAUAGGCCUAUAUAUUUAAAUUGCAUUUGUAAAUUGUGUAUACGAUGAAAAGUGAUCAUAACUUCAUUGGAAUAGAAGUGGUAAGUUAUCAUGCAAUUUGACACUGUCAUAUCUGUAAUGUCAUAUUCUGUUUUGAGUAGGACUGAAUGUUAAUAAGCACACAAAAACACUGACUUGGGAACAACAGAGGACGAUGAUGAUGAUGAUGAUGAUGAUGGUGACAACAAUGAUGAAUAUGAGACCUUGUUUACUGUAAACCUGUUUGGAACCAAAGGAUGAUGUUUUAUACACUCUAUGAAAAGACUUAGUAUUCAUGAUGCCAUUUAGCACAUUUUUUUUUAAAAAUCUAGAUGAUCUUUUUGAUUUUACUAUAUGGACCUGCAUAUAUAGUAUCUGUUUUUGUGCUUGUGUCACUCAGGUAAAUGACAUUUUCAAAAUCCGUAUUUUGUAGAAUGUUUCUACUUUUGUGUUUUUUUUUUCUUCUCCAAUGAAAAGGCAGAUUUGAUGACUGAUUUAGAAUUCAAUAAAUGUCAAGUAAAUGUU